Molecule: messenger RNA, 2178 nt
Organism: Trypanosoma rangeli
Lineage: Eukaryota; Euglenozoa; Kinetoplastea; Trypanosomatida; Trypanosomatidae
Exons: 1
Coding region: 1-2178 (725 amino acids)
Source: RefSeq, a predicted model, not a curated record
AUGCCAGGGGAGCCGCUGAGUACAAACAUUAACAACAACAGGACACCGGCCAAGAGGGACCCGCCGGUCGCUGUGAGCUCGACGCAAAAUGUGGCCAGCGUGUGCUUCAGUGACGGUAUUUUAUACGAGGGACCGCUUCUUGACGGCAAGCCGCAGGGGUCUGGCAUAUGCGUGUUUCCGUCAGGGACUAUCUGUGCCGGGAACUUUGAGCGCGGGUUUUUAGAGGGGCCUGCGGAGGUGUUACUCCCCUCUGGUGCACUCUUCACUGGAAUGUUUGAGAGAUCUGUGGCGAAAGGCUUUGGGGCGUACUUGCAGGAUGGCUGUCUGACCCGUGGCACAUGGCGUGAGGGAGUUGUGAUGCAGACCGAGGAUGACGUCGGUGGUAGUUGUCACGCUAAAUUUUUUACUGCAAUCGCCUUUCGACUGUGUAAUGAGCUACGAAAUGUCAAAACUGGGACGAGAGGGACGGGCUGGCACUAUCUGCAUCUCAGCCGUUGCAUCAAGGAGCCAGUGGUGCAUCUUUGUGUGAGGCAACCCUUAGAACAGGACUCUAUGAUGUCAAGCAGGGAGGCACGCGAUUAUUUCAUACUGAACCCUUCUGUCACGAAGGGAGCAUCUACUGCGUUACUCCCUGGUACUGCAGCGAUCCCAGGAGACUGCGCGAGUGAUACUGAAGGAUCUUUCUUGGGAGGAACGGUGCGGCGGCAAACAGAGGCGGUGGAAAUGCAUAUACGUGAUAAACCAGUUACAAGAAAUUUACUUGCGAUGGGAGCUUCACCGUAUGCGAUAUUUGCAUGUGCUGCACCUGCAUCCAAUGAGUUCUUCUCAUUCAGUCACUACAUGAAAUAUUUUGUAAUAUUUCUUUUUCCAUUCUUGUCGUUGCCGCAACUCCCUUUUUCCCCUAUCCGUAGGGCUAUGCUUGAAAUGGAGCGAGAAUUUGUAGUGAGUGGUGCCUCACUUCUACGAGAAUAUGACCCUCCUUUUUAUUCCUUACACUUUGUAACUGCUGCAAUCUGCUGCAAUAUUGCAGCAGUUGUGAUUGUUGUAGCCAAAGUAACUCCGGGACACGUGAGUGGUGGACACUUGACGCUUGCAGAAGUGGUUAUUCCAUGUACCUUUUGGGUCGUGCAAGCCCUGUUUUUUGCUGCAUACAAUAGCUACAUGCGAGUGGCUCAUGCGUUGGAGCGUCUUGAACGUUGUCUGGUGCCGCGCAUUUCUGCCUUUGCCGCAGAUAUUGUGGAUAACAAAGCAAAGGUGUGUAUUUAUACCUGGGAUGAGAAGGGUCGCACUGUGGUAAAGAACAAGCAUUACCGCUAUCGUUGGUUGGUAUGUUCCAUUUUUGUCGGUCUCGUCAUGAGCUUUGCGGCUCCUUGCACGCGUGCUGGUUUUAGGCAUUCAUUGUUUGGCAUAGGAAAUUACGAGGUGGCGGCGUCAGUUUUGCUUUUUAUCUCCAACUUGUUGUUUUCCACUGUUCUUGCAUACUAUGUAUUGAAAAUUACAGAUAUGCAGCGGCAAAUAUUAGAACAGAUGCGCGUUAUUACCCGACUGGCGUACUUGGAGGGUCGAAGCUUAAUGCGCCCGAGCGAAUUUUUUCAACAACGAUUUAACUUUAAUGAACCGUUGAAUCCACACGAUGUGUUGACUGGCGUCGUCGGAUGGUGCAUAGUGCGUUCUCUUGUGCUUUACGCAUCCACGUGCUUCAACCAUGUUUCUCGGAGUUCUACCAUGAGCAUCUACUUGGCGUUUGUCUUUUGUGGCUUCAUUGUAACAAUUGGUGAUUUUGUCUCUGUGCUGGUUUUAGGUUACUCUCACUCUGGGUCACACUAUUCCUCAGGGCACACUUAUGCCUUUGUACUCUGCACACUAUGGGGCUUUAUGCUGCAAAGGUAUCUCUACAUUUGUCUUGAAACUUGCAAAGAACACACAACUCACCUUUACCUCCUUGAUGUAGCAUCCCUAUACCAUCGACUAAAACAAGGCCCCAAUGAUGAGAGCAGCGAUGCUAUAGCAACAUGUCGUCAAAUGAUUAAGGAUCAUGAUAAAUUACCUUCCGUUUUUUCUAUUCGAAUCUCACCGCUUAUAUUGGUGUUAAUGGUGUUUAUUCAUAUGCUUGCGCUGACGGCAACAAUCAUCGUUUUGUGCAUUGCUAUUCACUACCCGAAGUCACACCAUGUGUAG